Molecule: messenger RNA, 2510 nt
Organism: Prorocentrum cordatum
Lineage: Eukaryota; Dinophyceae; Prorocentrales; Prorocentraceae
Source: the annotation of a GenBank genome assembly
AUGGCGAGCCUGGACGGCUUCCUGGGCCACUUCGACAUGCUUCUCGACGAGGACCGCAACGCGCUGUACAAGAAGGCCAUCGGCCUCGCGGCGCGCGACCUGCGCGCCCGCCGCGAGCAGAACCGCGACGGGCGGCCGCUGCAGGCGCUGGACAUAGGCACCGGCAGCGGCCUGCUGGGCCUGCUGUGCUGGCAGACGGGUGCCUUCGGUGCGGUGGCGCUGCUGGAGGCGAACCCUGCGCUGGCCGCGGCCGCGCGCGCGAGCGUGCGGCGCACCCCGGGAGCCGCGGACGUGUGCAGCGUCUGGGAGGGCCACUCCGGCGACGUGCUGUCCGGCGCGCCGGCGCCGCGACCACCCUUCGACCUCUGCGUUUCGGAGCUGCUGGACUCUGUCUUGAUUGGGGAGGGCGUCCUCCCGACCCUGCGGGAUGCAUUCGAGACGCCUUGGAUGGACGUGGAGACGACACUGAUGAUCCCAGCGAGCGCCCGUAUCGUGGCGCGCGCCCUGGAGUCGGAGGCUCUCUUCGAGCAGCACCGUCUGGGCGGCUGCCGCCCGGACAGCGCUGCGGCCUGCCUGGCCGUGCCACCCGCGUUCCUCCGCUGCUGCGGCCUGCACGCCGCCGAGCAGCUGCACCUGGCGCCCUACCUGGAGUCUGGGCUCGCGCGAUUCGUGUCGGAGCCGCUGGAGGUGUUCGCCUUCGACUUCUCGAGGGUGGCGGAGCUGCCGCCAGGCGGGCGGCAGCAGCUCCUGGCGGUGACGGUCGAGGGCGGGGCUUCCGUGCAUGGAUUGGCCAUCUGGUUCGAGGCCAACCUCUACGCCGGCGUGGAGCUCUCGACGGCCCCGCGGUCCGCGGACGAGCCCCCAGCGCGGGACCACUGGAAGCAGGCGGUGGUCUGCUUCCGGGCGCCCGUGCGUACGCCGCUGGGCGCCAGCAGCACGUUGCGCCUGGCCGCCCGCCACGACGACGACGCCGUCUGGUUCGAGCCGCUCGGCCUCUCCGCCCCGCCGGCGGGCGCGCCGCCCGAGCUGCCGCCGCCGGUGUGCGGCUGCGGCCUGCACUCCCAGACCAGCCGGAGGCGCCUGGCCCGUCUCGCGGAGCUGCUGCGGCGGCCACCCGCGGGGGCCGCGGCAGGGGGGCGUGGCGCCCUGGUGUUCGGAGACGGGGGCGUGCUCCCGGCGCAGCUGGCCUCUGGCGGCUACGGGCCCGUCGUCUGCGUCGGCGGCGGCGCCGACCUGAACCGCGUGGUCGUGGAGGCGUUCGCCGACGCCAAUGGGGUGCGGUGCACGGUCCGCAUAGCCGACCCGAGCGCUGGGCUGCUGCCAGGCGGCGCGAAGCGACGGAGGGUUGCUGUGGAGGAACCGUUGUCGCUCGACGACGAGGAGGUGAGCGAGUGCCCCUUCGACUGGCAGGCGCUCGCCAGCGCGCUGGAGGAGCAGCGGCCUCGCGUCCAGUGGGACGUCUUCGCGGAGCCGUGGUAUGACGAGCUUUCAGAGGACUGGGACUUGGUCCACUACACGCGCUUCAAAGAGGACUUCCAGGCCCUCCUGGGCGCUUGGCCCGCGCUGCGCGGCGCUGGAGCCGCGCGGUGUCGCUUUCGCGUGGUGGCUCGCGCCUUCAACUCCGAGCUGCUGGCACAGCGGCUCCAGCCGCUGAGCGCUUCGGGGGGGGGACCCGUGCGGUCUUGGGCCGGGCUUGAGCUCGCCGACUUCAUGAACGGGCUGCACCCGGGCCAGCCGAAGCCAGGUCAUUCUGUGGACGCCUGGGCGCUGCUCCGCGCAGGCUCGGUCCACCUCUGCGGGGCCCCGUGCGACGUGGCCAGCCUCGACCCGCUGGACGAGCACGCCGGUGGCGCAGCGCACGUCGAGGUGCCGGCAGACGGCCGCACGGUGCACGGCGUGCUGCUGUGGCUCCGCCGGGAAGCCCCCGAGCCCACUGACGUCGACUGGGGUGCGGUGCUCGCAGGGCCCGUGGACGCGGCAGGGGCGGCGCCGCUGAGGCACGCGCGCCUGGGCGUGGCUCUGCUCGACGAGCCCCUUGGCAGGGGCGGGGUCCUGCGGGUGAGCGUCGCGCGCGGCAGCGCGGGAGACGGCGGCUUCGUGGUCGGCGUCUCGUCCCCGCAUGGCCCUUUCUCUUGCACCUUACCCCCUCCUUCAUCAUUCGACCUCCCUUCUUCCCUCCCUCCCACUCCGUGCUCCACCUCUCCUUGUCAUCCUUCAUCCUUGAACUCCCUCCCGCUCUCUCCUUCGAUAAAGGAUGACAAGCCUGCCUAUUGAUGAGCACGAAUGUGCUGCCAGAAACGUUUGCGAGCAGUCCAAUGCACUCCACAAUUUUCCCUAUUGUGGAAUUCGCCUUGUUGGGCUGAGCGCCGCAUGCAAAGGAGAGUUGCUUUGACACAUGUUUUACGGGUGCGUCCAAGCAGAACUAACUCCUGUUUAUGCGCACCUUGGCACAGGGUGGGCCGUGAGUCUGGAGCAACCUGUGGACUUUCAUAGGGCGUGUCAUGCACGAC